CCUGUGUGUGUGUUCCUGUCUCAGGCAGGGGCUGAAGUGCACACAGGAUGAGCUGGCCGGCUCAGCGUUCCUCACAGUGAAGCUGGAUGACUCAAUGAAAGGAUCCUCCGUUCAGGUGAGAGUGACUCAGGGCCAGGAGCCCCCCCACCUGAUGAGCCUGUUCCAGGGAAAGCCCAUGAUCAUCCACAGCGGGGGAACGUCCCGUAAAGGGGGUCAAUCUAAGAGCGGCACCACCCGCCUCUUCCACAUCCGCCAAAGCUCCUCCAGUGCCACCCGGGCGGUGGAGGUCGAGGUCUCUGCUUCCAACCUGAACACCAACGACGUGUUCGUGCUGAAAUCCCAGAGCGGCCUGUUCGUAUGGAAGGGUGUGGGGGCCAGUGCUGAGGAGAUGGAUGCAGCCAAGCACGUUGUUGGCUUCCUGAUGGGCAAUCCCACCCAGGUGUCAGAGGGCAAGGAGCCAGGUGAUUUCUGGUCUGCUCUCGGCGGCAAGAAGACUUACCAGACGUCCAAGAGUCUGCAGAAUGUAGUCAAGCCCCCACGUCUGUUUGGCUGCUCCAACAAAACUGGAAGGCUUAUUGUGGAGGAAGUGCCAGGGGACUUCACUCAGUCAGACCUGGCCACUGAUGAUGUCAUGCUCCUGGACACCUGGGACCAGAUCUUCCUGUGGGUCGGCGACGAUGCUAAUGCAGAGGAAAGGAAUGGAGCUCCUAAGAUAGCUAAAGAGUACGUGGACUCAGACCCGUCCGGUCGCCGGGGGCUGCCCAUCACCACCGUCAGACAGGGGGCCGAGCCCCCCACCUUCACCGGCUGGUUCCAGGCCUGGGACCCCAAGAUGUGGGAGACAGAUCCCUUCGACAGAAUCCGUGCACGUUUCUAAAAACACAAAAUUCCCCAAGCUCUUUCCACCUAUCUGACUCCUUAGCUGGCUAGCACUUUCUAUUGCCAUUUAUUUUAACCAUUAGAGUUAUCAUCAGGUUGAAUGGCAGCCUCUAUAUGCCUUGGUCAUGGUGCAGAGCAUCGGACUUCAUAACAGUAUCAUCAGUAUCAUCAGCAUCACAUCAGUAGUUAAAAAUGACUUCCUGUUGCUGCAUAAUUUGUAAUUGAUAACGUGGUUUAUUGAUCUGUUGCACUCUAUAGCUAAUUUGUAUCUAAGCCACUAUCAAUAAUUAGUCUAUUUGCUAGCUUAUAGAGUCCUAUUGUGAACCUGGAAAUGUUAAGUACAACAAAGUUUUAUGUUAGAAAUGAAGAGUAAAUAUAGCCAUAUAGUAAAAUGGCAGUUUUAACCAGAAAGUGACCAUAUUUUUACUGAGCUGAUUUUGAAGUAUUUUGGGUUGAUUUGAAAGUUUUAGGGAAUGUAAAACUGCCAUAUUAGACCCUAAACAUUUCUUAAAUUGAUUCAGCAUCCUCAAUAUGUCAGGAACCACACCAAAAGUGUACAAAUCGGCCGGGCCAUUUUUGUACUAUUCUGCGUAUGCUAAAGAAUGCUAAUGAAUGCUACUUAUGCAAAUUGCCCAACAUAUGCAAGUUAGCAUCCGACAGUUUCUAUGUGCUGGGGAACCGUACUGUACAUUUCUAUCAUACUACUUUGGGGUACUCACACUGCUGGCAAAUAGACUAAAUAGGAAAAAUUGGAAAGGAAGUCAUUUCAGGGAGCCAGAGAUCCUCUGCUUCUCUCUUUCACUUCAGAAGACACAAUCAUGCUUUCCUUUCAGUCUGUCUUCAAAGUUUAGUUUUUUUCAUAGACUCCAUUACUUUGCGGUGUUUACAUGUGUUGUGUUUUAUUUGGUACUGAAUAGUUGUACUUGCUAGAAGUUGCAUGUUGCAUUGUUUUUAAAUCAUAUCCUGUGCUUGUGAAUUUUUAAAAAGCGAACAGCGGCGUUUCCGCUGUCUUUAUUACUUGACCCUGAAUUGCUCAAUGGAUAGCUUUUAAAUAAAAACUCCCAGUAUUUCAAA
This is a messenger RNA of Notothenia coriiceps (black rockcod), 1953 nucleotides long. Its product is annotated as gelsolin-like. Gene Ontology annotation, biological process: actin polymerization or depolymerization; actin filament severing; central nervous system development. The coding region runs from base 95 to 877 and encodes 260 amino acids. Lineage: Eukaryota; Metazoa; Chordata; Actinopteri; Perciformes; Nototheniidae. Gene Ontology annotation, cellular component: cytoplasm; actin cytoskeleton. The record is from RefSeq and is a predicted model, not a curated record. The transcript is spliced from 7 exons. Gene Ontology annotation, molecular function: phosphatidylinositol-4,5-bisphosphate binding; actin filament binding.